AAAAUGUCGGCUUAUAUUAUGGGAAUCACCUCAGGUUCAGGAUUGCCAGUUUUCUCAAGAAAAAAGGGCAAUUGUGAUAGUCUAUCGUUUUCUGCUUUGGGAUCACUCAAUGGGGUUCAUAUGUUCGGUAAACCCUUGAAUAUUGAAUUGUUGAACACAUUGACUGAUGAUUAUGUGGUGGCUUGGAAAGAAUUCAAUGAUAGCCUUGUUAUUAUCGGUUUAGCCAGUGGAUGUUCAACAGACGUCCUAAACAGACUCCUAAAACUAAUCUAUGACGCCAUCGUAUUGAUAGUAGGCAUAGAAGAAGCCAAAACUCAAAGAAACAUUGAACGACUCAAAAGGGAAUUAAGGGUAUGCUAUCCAGUAUUAGACAGGCUUUUAGAUUCUUUAGAUUGCGGAGAUUCCAGCAAUAAGCAUUCCUCUGAUAUUGUAGGAUAUGUUGAGACAAUUUUAUGCUCAGAAAAUCAUCUAAUACAAAUUGUUUUAGAUUCGUUUAGUGAAUGUGUGGAUUCAAUGUUCAGUUGUAUAUUAAUAAAUGGAAAAAUUGCAGCUGCAACUGAAAGUUGGUGGUCUCUACAUCCACAUGAAAUAAGGCUUCUGCUUUUUCUAGCUGUAACUGAAAAUAAGGACAUUUCUAAAGAUAUUCCAGUGUUUUUGCCUUAUAAAAGUCCAACUGUAGCUUUUCGUUUUGUUGCAUGUAGCCUCAUCUCGGAUGUACAAGUUUGCUGUUUGUGCGGCACUACACCUGCUUUAAUAGAUAUUGAACAAUCUGCUACUCAAUGCUUUAAGAAUUCUAGUGAUAUUUUAAAGGCGGCUUCACAAUGUAGUCCAAGAAAUUUUCCUUAUACUAUUGCAGUGGAUAAUGGAAUUUUAGGGUUGCUCUUAGUAAACAUCAAACUUAAAAAAUAUAUGAUGUCCAAAAAUCCGCAACAAACUAGCUUCAGAAAAACAUCAAGCAGCUCUCACCGAUUAGACAUACUCAGAACAUUUUUCUACCAAUCAGUAAUAAAUAUUCUGAUACCCAACGCGCAAACUUGGCAAGAGAACAACAUCUACGAAGAUCAGAAAACUGACAAGUUGGCUUUAGAUGAAUUCAAUGAAGGCUUGGAAACUUACUGGUGCUCUGAGUACCACAAAUGCCACGCUGUUAAAGUUAAUGAUAAUAUUUUGUGUGUUUUGUAUAAUGCAGGCACGCCUAUUCAUGCUAUGAGGCUUAUUAGUAAAAAUACUUUGAGGGUGCUUAUUUCGGAUAAGCAAGUGUGUUGGUAAAAUAUACUCUGACUGAACAAUUUUUCUUAAGGUAAUCAACAGCCGGUAAUAACCGAAAUUGUGAUUGAUUUGUUAAACAAGUACCGAGAAUUGUUUAAAAAUUUGAUUAUUACCGGCUGUUGAUUUUCUAGAAGCAAAAUAUUUUUACAUUUAUUUCAUUAAACUAAUGUAACUAA
Molecule: messenger RNA, 1445 nt
Organism: Ceutorhynchus assimilis (cabbage seed weevil)
Lineage: Eukaryota; Metazoa; Arthropoda; Insecta; Coleoptera; Curculionidae
Source: the annotation of a GenBank genome assembly